Messenger RNA from Arabidopsis arenosa, 2564 nucleotides. The record is from the annotation of a GenBank genome assembly. Lineage: Eukaryota; Viridiplantae; Streptophyta; Magnoliopsida; Brassicales; Brassicaceae.
CGUCAAUAAAAUUAAUAAGAUUUGAUAAAAGAGAGAUAAAGUCAUGGAACUCUUAAAAAGAAUAUUAUAUGCAAAAAUUUUGUUGAUGAUAAUGGUGAUAUGGAUUGCACCUAUGACUUACGGUCAUGGUCAUGCAACCCACGUACCCGGUGAAGGAACCGGCCCACCCAUCACUGGUGCCCACCCAUCCCAUGGCGCCCACCCAUCUCACGUCGUCCACCCUUCCCAUGGCGCGCAACCUUCCCAUGGCGCGCAACCUUCCCAUGGCGUCCACCCUUCCCAUGGCGCCCACCCAUCCCAUGGCGCCCACCCUUCCCAUGGCGCCCAUCCAUCCCAUGGCGGCCUUGGGCCGCAUUCUGGUUGGGGUCAUGGCCGUGCCACAUUUUACGGUGACAUCAAUGGUGGAGAAACUCAACAGGGAGCUUGUGGAUAUGGUGAUCUACACAAACAAGGAUAUGGUCUAGAGACAGCAGCACUAAGCACCGCACUAUUUAACAACGGCUCAAGGUGUGGGGCUUGUUUCGAGAUCAAGUGCGUAGAUGCUCCACAAUGGUGUUUGCCAGGUUCCAUCAAGAUCACAGCUACAAACUUCUGUCCACCAGAUUUCUCCAAGCCCAAAGACUGUUGCUGCAACCCGCCACAAAAACACUUUGAUCUCUCGCAACCAAUGUUCCUCAAAAUCGCCAAAUACAAAGCCGGGGUUGUCCCGGUUAAAUUUAGACGUGUCCCUUGUGCGAAAAUCGGAGGUGUCAAGUUUGAAAUCAAGGGAAACCCUCAUUUCUUAAUGAUCUUACCGUACAAUGUAGGAGGAGCUGGAGAUGUUAGGGCUAUGCAAGUUAAGGGAACGAGGACCGAGUGGAUUGCGAUGAAGAAGAAUUGGGGACAGAUUUGGAGCACUGGUGUUGUGUUGACGGGACAAUGUUUAUCGUUUAGGGUUACGACAAGUGAUGGAAUUACGAAAGAGUUUAUUGACGUUACCCCGCCGGAUUGGAAAUAAUGUUUUAUGAUAAUAAUGGCGACAUGGUUCGUGUCCAUGAGUUACGGUCAUCGAGCGAUGAUUAGUGAUGUAGCCGAAGCACCCGUGAUUGACGAUGGAAGCCCAACCAACGGACUCGACACUUCUUGGUAUGACGCACGAGCAACAUUUUACGGUGAUAUCCAUGGUGGAGAAACUCAACAGGGAGCCUGUGGAUACGGUGAUCUAUUCAGACAAGGCUAUGGUCUAGCCACAGCGGCAUUGAGCACAGCACUCUUCAACGAAGGGUACACAUGUGGGGCUUGUUACGAGAUCAUGUGUGCGAACAAUCCACAAUGGUGUUUGCCCGGAUCCAUUAAGAUCACUGCUACAAAUUUCUGUCCACCAAAUUACACCAAAACCGUAGGCGUUUGGUGCAACCCACCACAAAAGCAUUUUGAUCUCUCCUUACCAAUGUUCCUCAAGAUCGCGCAGUACAAAGCCGGGGUUGUCCCAGUUAGAUACAGACGUGUUCCUUGUACAAAAACUGGUGGUGUCAAGUUUGAAACCAAAGGAAACCCUUAUUUCUUAAUGAUAUUGCCAUACAAUGUAGGAGGAGCUGGAGAUAUUAAGUUCGUGCAAGUUAAAGGAAACAAGACCGGGUGGAUACCAAUGACAAAGAAUUGGGGGCAGAAUUGGACCACUGGUGUUAAUUUAACUGGUCAGGAAUUUUUGAUGAUAAUAAUGGCGAUGUGGGUCGUGCCCAUGAGUUACGGUCAUGAUGCAGCCGAAGCACCCGAUGUAGCUGAAGCACCCGGGAUUAAUGACCCAAGCAAGACACUCGACACUAAUUGGUAUGACGCACGGGCCACAUUCUACGGUGACAUCCAUGGUGGAGAAACUCAACAGGGAGCUUGUGGAUACGGUAAUCUGUUUAGACAAGGCUAUGGUCUAGCCACAGCAGCGUUAAGCACAGCACUCUUCAACGACGGGUACACAUGUGGGGCUUGUUAUGAAAUCAUGUGCGCGCGUGAUCCACAAUGGUGUUUACCCGGAUCCAUCAAGAUCACAGCAACAAAUUUCUGUCCACCAAAUUACACCAAAACCGUUGACGUUUGGUGCAACCCACCACAAAAGCACUUUGAUCUCUCCUUACCGAUGUUUCUCAAGAUCGCCAAGUUCAAAGCCGGGGUUGUCCCAGUCAGAUACAGACGUGUUCUUUGUGCAAAAACUGGUGGAGUCAAGUUUGAAACCAAAGGAAACCCUUAUUUCUUAAUGGUCUUGCUAUACAAUGUAGGAGGAGCUGGAGAUGUUAAGUUCGUGCAAGUUAAAGGAAACAAGACCGGGUGGAUAACAAUGAAAAAGAACUGGGGGCAGAAUUGGACCACUGAUACAGUAUUGACCGGCCAAGGUUUAUCGUUUAGGGUUACGACGAGUGAUGGGAUUACAAAAGAUUUUAUUAAUCUAAUGCCAAAAAAUUGGGGAUUUGGACAGACUUUUGUUGGAAAGAUUAACUUUUAGGAGAAUGAUUUGAGUUUUGUGAGGCUUGUCUUACACAUAUAAGUGAUGUAUUAUGUUUAAUGAUUAAAAAUAAAGGAAAUAUUGUUUA